This is a messenger RNA of Branchiostoma floridae (Florida lancelet), 1519 nucleotides long. Its product is annotated as intraflagellar transport protein 46 homolog. Lineage: Eukaryota; Metazoa; Chordata; Leptocardii; Amphioxiformes; Branchiostomatidae. Gene Ontology annotation, biological process: intraciliary transport; cilium assembly. The transcript is spliced from 7 exons. Bases 245 to 1393 code for a protein of 382 amino acids. The record is from RefSeq and is a predicted model, not a curated record. Gene Ontology annotation, cellular component: centrosome; intraciliary transport particle B; motile cilium.
AUUUCGGCUCCAAGAACUUCUCGUAGGACGAUUUUUAGACUUUUCUUUCAAGAAAAGCCUUACAAAAUCACUGAUAUUGGUAAAACUCAGUAAAACUAUAAUUUAGCUAGUUUUCUUUCAUCCGAACGUGUGAGAAGUGUUGUGUCAGUAAGGAUAUUUGUUGUACCGGUGUUUUUAGACUCGCCCCCCUCCCCCCUGGGUGCCUAGGCGACGUUUACAGAAGUGGAGUUCCACAGUUGGGUCUAUGGCGGAUGACUCGGACUCUGAUCAGGGAACCAGGAUUCACGUCAACCAACAUUACGACGAGUCGCUAGAAGUAGCCAACGCAGAGGAGGUGGCGAGUCAGUACGGUGUGACGCCCAGUCCCCGCGUACCGCCGGGACCAGCAGGCCGACCGCACCGCCCCGGGCCAGGGGAGAGUGCCACGCCCACACGCAGCUCCACAGAAGGAGCCAUGUCCGACAGCGACGAGUUUGAGACUGGGGAAACCCCUCGGGACCCUCGAGACAUGGGAGGCCAGGGGACAGCACAACAACAACAACAACAGCAACAACAACAACAACAGAGGACUGACUCAGAUGAUGAUGAUGAUGAUGACUCGGACACCUCUAACGGUGAUGAUGAUGAUGAUGAUGAUGAACACGCCCAGGUGGAGGGCGCGUACGAUCCCGCUGACUACGAUCAUCUGGCCGUUACGCCAGAGAUCAAGGAUCUGUUCCAGUAUAUCACAAGAUACACCCCGCAGUCUAUCGAACUGGAGCACAAGCUCAAGCCGUUCAUUCCUGACUUCAUUCCCGCGGUGGGCGACAUCGACGCCUUCGUGAAGGUUGGGAGGCCGGACAGCAAGCCCAGUCCCCUGGGACUGACCGUUCUAGACGAGCCGUGCGCCAAACAGUCGGAUCCCACCGUGUUGGACUUACAACUCAGGGCUAUCUCUAAACAGACCACAACCAAAGCUAUGCAGGUGAGCAGUGUAGCGCAGGCAGACAAGAACCCCAAGGCCAUUGAGAACUGGAUCGACAGUAUCAGCGAGCUACACCGCUCCAAACCUCCGCCCAACGUCCACUACACCAAGAACAUGCCGGACAUCGAACAGCUCAUGCAGGAGUGGCCGCCAGAGUUCGAGGACCUUCUGAACAGGGUCGGGCUGCCGACAGCUGACCUUGACUGUGACCUUCCCACGUACAUCGACCUGAUCUGUUCCAUACUGGACAUCCCGGUCUACAAGAACAGACUACAGUCUCUACACAUCCUCUUCACUCUCUACUCAGAGUUCAAGAACUCCCAGCACUUCAAGGUGCUGGCUGAGCAGAACAACAUGGAGAACCUACCCCCCCAGGCCCCCCCUGACGGGCAGGGGGGUGCGGAUCGGUGGGCACCAGGGGGGGAGUAGUGACAUAAGAGUAGCCAUAGUAUCUAGAUUUUCGUGGAACAAAAUGUCUCAAUUUUCCGCAUAUGUCACCAUGGUCACCAUAAAGUUGAAAGAUAUUUAGAAUUUGGGGCGAUUACUUAUUUUUUC